Molecule: messenger RNA, 1500 nt
Organism: Zophobas morio
Lineage: Eukaryota; Metazoa; Arthropoda; Insecta; Coleoptera; Tenebrionidae
Product: cytochrome P450 4C1-like
Exons: 10
Coding region: 1-1500 (499 amino acids)
Molecular function (GO): heme binding; oxidoreductase activity, acting on paired donors, with incorporation or reduction of molecular oxygen; monooxygenase activity
Source: RefSeq, a predicted model, not a curated record
AUGGCGUUCUGGAAUUAUAUCCCUUGUGUGAUAUUUAUUAUCACUUUGCUUCUUUGGAGAAAAAUAUGGUUGCUUUACUACGCUUGGAAAAUUCCUGGAGCAUUUUCACUACCCCUGGUGACCACUGUGCAAAUCUUAUGUGCAAAAAAAGAUACUGCUUUCGAAAUUUUAUGUCGAAGCCUGGAUGCCUAUAGACCCAUAGGGAAAGCCUGGAUAGGUUCACAAUUGUAUAUAGCGACCAUGAGACCGACAGACGUUGAAAAAAUCUUGACAAAGUGCCUAAAUAAGUCACCUUUCUACGAUAAUUUGAACGAUGUAAUAAAAAAUACCCUAGUGACAUCAAAAGUCGACGUCUGGAAAAAACAUCGAAAAAUCAUCAAUCCCUCUUUUAAUUUGAAGAUUUUAAAUUCGUUUCACGAUGUAUUUGUGAAAUAUUCAAGAGAAAUUGUGGAGUUCUUGAAUGAUGGAGAAGGUCGCGAGCAAGUGGGUCUCAUUUCAGUCCUCUGGGAACAGACAUUUGAUGCUUCUUUAGUUUUAUUAUUGUUGUUAAAUACUAUUUUAACAGAAACCUUGACAAACGUAAGACCACAUGUCAUCAAGGAAAGACACAAUGCCAUUAGAGCCAUCGUGAAAAUUGAAAAGAUACUUAUACAGAGAUUCUAUAAGUUUUGGCUUCUCAUUGGUUUUAUUUGGAAAUUAUCUAACUUACAUAAAGUGCAUCAAUCGGCUUGCCAAACUUUUCGUGCAAUUUUCGAAAAAAUUGUAACAGAAGCAUACAAAGCACAUGAGUCCGAAAACAGGAAUGAUGAAACUAUUCGAAAUGACCCUUUUCUCCCGCACUUGAUCAAACUAAACCAAUCUAAGCAGAUUACCCGUGAAGACAUUUUAGAAGAAACGUGUUUUAUGGUUAUUGCAGCAAGCGAAACGACAGCACUCACAGUCAACGCGGUUUUAAUGAUUUUAGGAAUCAAUCCAGACAUUCAAGAAAAAGUUUACCAGGAACUCGUUUCAGUUCUGCCACUCAUAGAAAAAGAUCCGACUUUGGAAGAGAUCAGGCGUCUGGAUUAUCUAAAACGCGUGAUAAAGGAAACUUUGAGAUUAUGUCCUGCAGUUCCUUUUAUUUUGCGAUAUGCCGACGAAGACAUUAAUUGCGAUCCUUAUGUUUUUCCUGCCGGGUCGAACAUGUACAUUCCUAUAAUACACUUGCACAAGGAUCCGGAUGUGUGGCCUGAGCCGGAAAAAUUUGAUCCAGAUCGGUUUCUCCCGGAUGAAGUUGCAAAAAGGCAUCGUUGUUCGUACAUUCCUUUCAGUUUUGGUGCCAGAAACUGUAUAGGUGUCAAAUAUGCUAUGAUGUCAAUAACAGUAAUACUUGCGACGAUCCUGAGACGCUUCAAGGUACACACUCCUGAUUUGAAAUCAUUGAAAGACAUCGAGUGGGAAUAUUUCGUCGUCCUGAAGCCAAAAUAUAGUCGUUUCGUUUUCGAGAAAAGAAGAUUUUAA